Messenger RNA from Tilletiopsis washingtonensis, 6017 nucleotides. RefSeq lists its product as hypothetical. Lineage: Eukaryota; Fungi; Basidiomycota; Exobasidiomycetes; Entylomatales. The transcript has 7 exons. Bases 228 to 5906 code for a protein of 1892 amino acids. Gene Ontology annotation, molecular function: mRNA binding. Gene Ontology annotation, cellular component: THO complex part of transcription export complex. Gene Ontology annotation, biological process: mRNA processing; mRNA export from nucleus. The record is from RefSeq and is a predicted model, not a curated record.
GAGCUUCUCGUGAGUUGCGCUGGUGGGAUGCAUGCUGCAGUAGAGAGAGCGGCCGCCCUCGCGCCCGACUGCGUCCCGGGCCCCAUGCGAUCGGCAGCGCUGACGCAAGACUGCAGCGCGAGAAGCUGCUGCCUCGUCUGACCGUCGCCGAGAGGCUCGAAGUGCCGCUUUUGCGGCGGGUCGGGCUCGUCGAGGACGAGACGGCAUUCCAGCGCAAGGGCGUGCGGAUGAACACGGCGAACCUCUACAAGCAGCAGAAGUUCAACUUGCUGCGCGAGGAGAACGAGGGCUACGCCGGCCUGCUCAACGAGCUGAUUGGCGGCAUGGGCCCGGCCGUUGUGGCGAUUCGCGAGGAAGUGACGCCGCUGGCACCCGGCGAGACUGCGGCAGAGACGAGCUGCGCGCCGCUGCCCCGACCAGUCGACGGGCGCGCGCCUUUCCGGCCAGACCGGACGCCCGUGCGCGUCGUCGAGCAGGAGAGCAGCGAGGCGCGCAAUGCGCGCGCACGCAAGACGAUGGGCAACAUCUCUGCCCUCAUCGGCUACUUCGACCUCGACCCGAACCGCGUGCUCGACAUCACGCUCGACGUGUUCAGCAGCAACAUCACGCAGCACUGGCCGUUCUUCGUCGCACUGUUCGCCGCGUCGCCCUGGGGCCCGGACAAGCGCAAGGAGCCGGCAGCGGCUCUGGGAGCCAAUGGCGAUGUGGCGAUGGACGUGGACGAGGCGCCGGCACCACGGCUGGGCCCGGUCACGCUUGACUUCCGCGGCGAGCCAGGCAACCACACCGUCGCGCAGGUGCUGGGCUUCAAGUUUGGCUACUAUCAGCAGCCUGAUAACAAGGAGGAGACGCCGGAGGAGCUCUACGUCAUGGCCGCGCUGCUGAUCCGCGAGGGCUACGUGCGCUUCUCUGACCUCUUCACGCACCUCUCGCCCGACGACGCCGGCAUGGCCAAGCUGCAGGCUGCGUACCGCGACUCGCUGGGCACGCCGGCCGCGACGGUCAUGAAGAUGAACGCGCUGACGAUGGCCGCGCCGCUCGUCGACGAGUACACGCGCCGCUCGGACGCCGCUGCGGCCGCGACGGAUGCAGCGAACAAGAAGAAGGAGGAGGCCGAGCGCGAGCCGCCGAAUCAGAUCACCGGGCUGCUCAAGGCGCUUCUGGCGACUGGACAGCUCAAGCACGGCAUCUACAUUCUCAGCCAGCACCCAUGGCUGUGCGGCUCCGAGCCCGGCGUGGCAGAGCGCUACGCGCGCCUGCUUGGCGUCGUGCUUGAGCCGGCCGUGGAGAGCAUCUCGCUUGGCUCCCUCUACCUCGACGACGUCGAGCCUGCAGGUGCUGAGCUGCGCGAGACGCGCGGCCGCCAGUCGGGCCCGCCGAAGCUGGUCCUGACGUGCAACGCUCCCGAGGCGACGCCUACAGCCUCUUCGCGCGAGGUCUUCUUCUACCCCGCCUGGCGCGAGGACCUGCCGGGCGUGUCGUGCGACUCGCUCCUGGCCGAGUUCGUGCCGCUGCUGCGCCUGCUCGGGCCGCAUCUGUCCAAGGAUCUCGAGCUGUUCCGCCGUCUCUGCCGCCUCGUCAAGCUGCAGGUGCGCCGGGUCUUGGCUACCGAGGACGAGGAUGAGCAGCCCGAGCUGCUUCGGCCCUGGCUCGAGGUCUUCCGCGCCAACAUCCUGCCUGCGCUGAGCUGUACGCAGCACGAUGUGACGCUCGCCGACGAGGUGUGGAGCAUCAUCAACCGCCUGCCGUACGCGCAGCGCUACGCGCUGUACGGCGAGUGGAAGUACGUGCUGUAUCUGCAGCCGGAGCUCAAGGUACGCAAGAUCGCCACCGAGCGCGAGGCGAAGGGCAUUCUCAAGCGCAUCAACACCGAGAUGAAGUCGGCGGCGGCGCGGGACGCGCAGCGGCAGCUCGCCAACUCGGCGCACGCCAACCCGUGCAUCUUCUUCACCGAGGCGCUCUCGCAGGUGCAAGCGUACGACAACUUCAUCGCGCCCAUCGUCGAGUCGGCCAAGUUCCUCAGCGACCUGAGCUACGACGUCUUCACGUGGGUGCUGCUCGAUGCGCUGAGCAACCCGGCCAAGGAGCGCACAAAGCAGGACGGCACGAACAUCAGCCUCUGGCUGAAGGCGCUCUCGGCGUUCUCCGGCAACGUCUACCGGCGCUACAAGAAGAUGGACGUCGGCCCGGUGCUGCAGUACAUCGCCAACCAGCUGAAGCAGAACAACUCGAAGGACCUCGUGCUGCUGCGCGAGCUCGUGCUCAAGAUGGCCGGCAUCGAGCCGCUGGCGAAUCUCGGCGACAAGCAGGUCGCGGCGCUGACGGGCGGCCGCCUGCUGCGGCGCGAGGCGAUGAUCGUUGCCAACGCCGGCAUCGGCACCGAGGCGCGCGAAGACUUCCACGACGACGGCGCGCGCUUGCUGCAGUGCCUCGAGCGCAGCCGCAUGGCAGUGCCCAUCCUCGUGCUCGUGGCGCAGCAGCGGCAGGCGUGCAUCUACCUCACGCCGGAGAGCGAGGCGACGCUCAAGUACAUGGCGAACCUCUUCGACUCGUGCCAGGAGACGCUCUUUCAGUACGUCGAGUUCCUGCACAACCAGCUGCAGCCGGCUGCGUACUCGAAGCUCGUGCCGACGCUCGACGACCUGUGCAUGCGCUUCGGCAUCGAGCCCUCGAUCGGCUUCCACAUCGUGCGGCCGCGCCUGCAGUACGCAGUCCGUGCGGCAGACGCAGAGGAGAACGAGCAGCGCCUCAAGGCGGAGGCCAAGGCCAAAGCGGAGGCCAAGGCAGAGGCCAAGGCAGCAAAGGCAGACGCACGUGCAGCCAAGAAGGCGGCAAAGGCGUCCGCUGCGGCCGACGGCGAUGCUGCCGAGCCGGACGCCAGCCAGCCUGCGGAGGUCUCUGCAUCUACGGCAGACGAGCCUGCAGCAGAUGCAUCGGCCGCGCAGGAAGAGUCCGCCGACAAGCCUGUCGAUGAUGCAGCUCCUACAGCGGACGUCGCGAUGGACGUCGACCCGAAGCCAGAGAGCAACGGGGCCGCGGCGGCAGAGUCCAGCGCAGAAGCGCCCGCAAAGCAAGUGUGGCGCACGGGCAUGAAGGAGGCGAUUGAGGUCGCGGAAAGGCUCCUGCCGGAUGCGGUCCAGCAGCUGCUUGGACCCCACUUCUACGCGACCUUCUGGCAGCUUGCGCUCUCUGACAUCACUGUGCCCGUGGACCGCUACGACUCCGAGACGAAGGCAUUGACAGCGCUCGUGCGCCAAGAGACGGAGCGCCGCGGCGCGCCGUCGCGCGCUGGCGAGCAGGCACGAGAAGCACUUGCGGGCCUCAAGACCGAGUUCAAGGCGCAGACGCUGUCGCACUCGGCCACGCAGCGCCGCCUGGCGAUCGAGAAGGACCACUGGUUUCCCAACGCGGCCAGUUCGACGGACCGCGCCCAGAUUGUUUAUCAGCUGCUACAAUACUGCAUCAUUCCUCGCGCUCUGCUCUCGCCCACCGACGCCAUCUUUGCCGGCCGCUUUAUUCGCACCAUGCACGCCAAUGGCGCCCGAAACUUCUCCAGUCUCACGGCAUACGACAAGAUCUUCGUCGACCACGUCGCCUCCGUCAUCUUUUCGUGCACAGAAAAUGAGGCGCGCAACUAUGCGCGUUUCCUCCAGCAGGUUCUCAGCGAUCUCUCUGCCUGGCACGCCGACCAGGCUCUGUACAACAAGGAGGCCAUCGGCGAGCAUCUGCCUGGCUUCCAGAUGCGAUGGGGCGCCCGCCACGGCGGCGAGCCCAUCCCGCAGGCGGACUUCUGCCCUUUUGAGUCGUUCCGCCAAGUGCACAGCAAGUGGCACACCGUACUCAAGACGGCAUUCAAGGAGUGCCUGGGCUCCGGCGAGUACAUGCGCAUCCGCAACGCCAUCGUCGUGAUGACGCGCAUCGCGCAGCUGUUCCCGCUGCUUGACCAGCACGGCGAGGAGCUCAUGGCUGCUGUGCACAAGCUGUCCGAGACGGAGCCGCGUGACGAUCUGAAAGUGCUGGCUCUCGGCCUGCACGCGACUCUCAAGAAGCGGCAGAAGCAGUGGCUGCCGCCGCACAAGUUCCGCAAGAUCGUCAACCCACCGGCGGCCGCGCCGGCGCCCGCGGCUCCCGCCACGCCGACGCCGGCUGCCAAGGCUUCUGCACCGGCAGCAGCGAUCCCGACGGGUCCGAAGGCCAGCAGCAUUGCUGCUGCAGGGCCGCCGAGCGGACCAGCUGCAGAGCGUGCGCGUCUCGCGCCCGGCUUGUCAAAGCCAGCCACGCCAGCACAGUCGCCGCCACACAGACCGCAGCCUGCCGCGUCCGCCAAUGGCGCUGACACAAGGCUGCCGGCAAAACCAUCACAAGCUGGAAAGCCCAACGGUGCGCCUCCAUCCGGGUCCGCUGCUGCUCGCAACGGGAGCGCGGCCACAGCUUCCGACAACGCUCGGCCUGCGCCAGCGCUAGCGGCAUCGGACGUGCGGGAGAAGGCCCGCGAAGCGCCUGCGCCUGCCGAUCGCGAGGCGCCCAGCGUCAGCGCGGCGCGACAGGCGGUGCUCGACAGCAUGAACCCGCCCAAGCGGCCUGCCAACACACCCAGCGCCCAGGCCGCUCGAGAGCGCGGCGGCGCGCGCAGCGGAAACGUUACGCCAGCGCACUCUCGGGACGAGGAGGUCGCGUCCGCCCGUGCUGCGCCUCAGGCGGCGGCCCCCGCCGAUGCACCUUCUGAGCGCCGCCAAGCUUCGUCUCGCGAGGUGUCGCCGCGCCGCAGCCGCGCGCCCAGCGCAGAUUCGUCUCACUCGCGGUCGCAAAGUGGCCGCGACCGUGGCGAGCGAAGCGACCGCAGCGACCGCGACCGCAGCGACCGUGACCGCAGUGAUCGCGAGCGCGAGCGCGAGCGGGACCGGGAUCGCGACCGCGACCGCCGCGAACGCGAGCGUCCGCCACGGUCUGCCGAGCCCGAGCGCGAGGCGGCGCCGCGCAACAUGUACGCCAACAUGCGCGAUCGCAGCGAGCGUCGGGGUGCAGACGAGCCUUCGCCGCGCCCUGACCGCAGCGACCGAGGCGAGCGUGCCGACUCGCGAAGGUCCGAUCGCUAUGACCCGCGCGCGGAGCGCUCGACGCGCGCCGACGAGGUUGCAUCGCCGCGCGAGGCUCGGUCCCGCGACGCCAGUGGCCGGGACGACGAGCGACGCCGCGAUGGGCGCGGAGCAGAGGCCCCUUCGUCGGCCCUGCGCGGUGAGCCACACAAUGGCCAGGCUGCAGGCAAGGAGCCAUCAGCGCGCGACUCUCCGGCCGGCAUCCCGUCCGCUAUGCAAGGCCAGAAGCGGAGCCUCGCAGACCGCUUCGUUGACGCGGGACCCGGACAGACGCCUGAGGCUCAGCGUGCGCCGAGAGACGAAGCCGAGGGGCCUGACUCGAAGCGUGUCAAGAUUCAGCGUGACCGCGCUGCAGGGCGAGGCGGUCGUGACGCCGGACGUGACUCGGAUCGCCACGCGCCGCGCCAAGACGCCCGGGAUGUCAGAGAGGACGCCUCAAGCCAGUCGCAGGGCAUCUCGAUUCGUGGCGGGGGAUCAAGACGCUCAACCGGUGGCGCUGACGCAGCGGAUGCCGGGCGCGAGCCAGCACGGCGAGAGGCGCACAACGACCGAGGGCCGCGGGACGCGCCAGCAGCCGACGACGCGCGAGAGCCGCCACGAGGCCCGCGUGGCAGCGGCUCGGCAGCGGCGUCCGGCAACGAAGCACCACGAGGCCCGCGGGCUGAGCGGUCGGGUCGAGGUGGCGAGGAGCGCGCCGCGGCGCCUGCUGAUGAUGGUGAAGAUCGGCGCCGCAAGGGCGGCCACCGUAGCUAUCCGAGCGGCGGCGAGCGCGACGGACGGCGAUCUCGGAGCGGCAGAGACCGCCGGUAGUCGGCCGCGAGAGAGAAGACCGCAGCUUGGUGAAAGGAGCGGUGCAGACAAUUAAAUUUUGCAGACAGUAUACAAGCACCUCCAUCCGACCAGACAGGCCCUCGCAUGGGC